AUGAGAGAAAUCGUUCAUAUGCAAACUGGCCAAUGUGGCAACCAGAUCGGAGCUAAGUUCUGGGAAGUAAUCUCUGAUGAACAUGGUAUCGACCCAACUGGAACUUAUCACGGUGAUUCUGAUCUUCAGUUGGAGAGAAUCAACGUUUAUUAUAAUGAAGCUACAGGAGGAAAAUAUGUACCCAGAGCUGUUCUCGUCGAUUUGGAACCCGGUACCAUGGAUUCUGUACGAUCAGGACCUUUUGGUCAAAUCUUCCGUCCAGAUAAUUUUGUGUUUGGUCAGAGUGGUGCUGGUAAUAACUGGGCUAAAGGUCAUUAUACAGAAGGUGCCGAGUUGGUUGAUUCUGUUUUAGAUGUGGUCCGUAAAGAAGUUGACGAACAGAUGUUGAACGUUCAGAAUAAAAACAGCAGCUAUUUUGUUGAAUGGAUUCCCAACAACGUAAAAACAGCUGUCUGUGAUAUUCCACCAAGAGGUUUGAAGAUGUCAGGCACAUUUAUUGGUAAUAGUACAGCUAUUCAAGAACUGUUUAAGAGAAUAUCCGAACAGUUUACAGCUAUGUUCAGACGAAAGGCUUUCCUCCAUUGGUAUACUGGUGAAGGUAUGGAUGAGAUGGAAUUUACGGAAGCUGAAUCUAACAUGAAUGAUCUGGUAUCUGAAUAUCAACAAUACCAGGAUGCUACAGCUGAAGAAGAAGGUGAAUUUGAUGAAGAAGAAGGCGAAGAAGAAACAUAAAUAGAAGAUACGCAAAUCUUAUUUAUAGAAAUAUUUAAAUUAUUACAGAUUAUUUUAAUCAUUGUUAUGUUUAUUCUGUAUUAUAUGGUGGCUGAUUGGUAUCAU
Molecule: messenger RNA, 837 nt
Organism: Patella vulgata (common limpet)
Lineage: Eukaryota; Metazoa; Mollusca; Gastropoda; Patellidae
Product: tubulin beta chain
Exons: 3
Coding region: 1-732 (243 amino acids)
Biological process (GO): microtubule cytoskeleton organization; mitotic cell cycle
Cellular component (GO): cytoplasm; microtubule
Molecular function (GO): GTP binding; GTPase activity; structural constituent of cytoskeleton
Source: RefSeq, a predicted model, not a curated record